AUGAACACGCGUCGUUGCCACGGUCCUAGGAACAGUCAGGAAGGGGUGAACCUAGGACCUGCCCAGACCCAGUCACCACUGAUCCAGCUACAGGACCCACAACUCACAGUGCCCAGCCUACGUCCACCUGCCCCACUGGUGGACAUAAGCAACAUGUCUGUCAUGGACCGCACCAAUGAGUUCCAGUCAGUCUGCAGGUCACUACAGGGGAGACAGGUAAGUCAAAUGAGCAACAUAGAAAGGCCAUGUAUGUAUGUUAUGAACUACUAUCAACUGUCGAGAAUCAAAACAUUCUCUAGCUUCCCUACAAUGUGUGUGGAUGUACUUUACAAUUGCACACGACCCAGUUUAAUUUCACUGAUCAAUGUUGAUUGAGGUUCCUUUUUUUCCAGAAUGGGGUCCAGUCCAGUAAGCCAGCCCUCAGUGCAAUCAGACAACACAGUGACUUUAACCUCUUGGCAAAGUUAGUAGCAUUACACUGUGUUAUUAACAUGUUGAAUAUAAAUAAUAAUGAGAACAGAUACAUGUUGUUAUAUACAGCCCCUCUAUCAGUAUCCAUAUAGCCAACUCAACUGUUUGUUUCUUUCUAUUUAACAGGAGUAUUGGGAAGGAUUUGAGUAACACUUUUGCCAAACUAGAAAAACUCACAAUACGUAAAGAAGCAACCUCUUUAAAGUGAUUUUUUUUAGAAUAUAGUUGGUGUCCACAAUGUGGUUAUGGAUAUGUAGCUUACUGCUUCUUAUCUUUCCUAGUUGCCAAAAGGAAAUCCCUCUUUGACGACAAUGCUGUGGAGAUUGAGGAGUUAACCUACAUCGUUAAACAGGUGAGGAGAGACGUAGGCCUAUAGUAGAUUCCAUCAUUAUGCAGUGUUAUACUACAGUGUUUAUAUUUACAGAAGGCUAUUCAAGCACACUUCAGGCACACCUUUUUAGAUACCUUUUGAGAUGUUAAAGUGUUAGUAAAAGUAAACUGUCUAUUUUUAUUUCCUUUGUCCAGGACAUAAACAGUUUGAAUAAACAGAUAGCACAGCUGCAGGGCCUUGUGCGUGCCAGACAGAGUCAGAAUGGCAAACAUCUACAGACACAUUCCAGCACCAUCGUUGUCUCACUCCAGGUAACUUCCAUGCUCUGGCAUUCUGAUAUGUCCACUGGUUUUAUCCCAUGUAGAAUAGUACAUGUAACUUUUCCAUGUAGCAUUCAUUUCAUAAUCGCCUUUUUCUGUUGUAGUCAAAACUGGCAUCAAUGUCAAACGACUUCAAGUCCGUGCUGGAGGUCAGGACAGAGGUAAGGCAUGCUGGCACACACACAUCUUUUCACAGUAAAUCUUUUGACCAGCCUAGUUUUGAGUUCAUGUUCCAUGUACAGUGGGGUCCGAAAUUAUUGACACCCUUGAGAAAGAUGACUGUAUAAAAUAAAUAAUUCAAAUACUGAGCUACAUGUAACUGCCAAAAUAAAGGAAACACACAGGUGUGGUUCCUAAGUUAGGGUCGUGUAUAAAAAUGCUGGGCAGGCCAUUAUUUUGACUACCAUGGCUAUGUCCCCAUAUAAUUAAAAUGACCCAUCCACAGGGCACGAGUGAUCACUGAAUGGUUUGAUGAGCAUGAAAACAAUGUAAACCAUAUUCCAUAGUCGUCUCAAUAGCCAGAUCUCAACCCAAUUAAACACUUAUGGGAGAUUCUGGCACAACGCCUGAGACAACCUAAUUAUGGAAUUUAUGGCGCAUCCCACCAAUAGAGUUCCAGACACUUGUAGAAUCUAUGCCAGGGUGCAUUGAAGCUGUUCUGGCCCAUGGUGGCCCAACACCCUAUUAAGACACUAUGUUGGAGUUUACUUUAUUUUGGCAGUUACCUGUAUUUUGUAUGCUAAAAAAUGUGGGAAAUUAUAUUAUUUUAAACUAAUACAAUUGUUCAGAGAAAGAGAUUUUGUUUAGCAAAUAAGACUUUUUUUCUCAAAAAGGAAGGGGUAAAAAUUAUUGACACCCCUGUUUUCAAUACCUUUCAAUACCUCACCUUGCGAGGAUAACGGCACUGAUACUUUUUCUUAAAGGCUUUAUGAGUUGGAGAACACAUUGGGAGUGAUCUUAAACCAAUCCUUUAUACAGAAUUAUUUCAGAUCAUUGAUCUCCUUCGUCUGCGCUUAUGGACUGCCCUCUUCAAUUCAAACCAGAGGUUUUCAAUGGGUUUCAAGUUCGGCAACUGAGAUGGCCAUUGCAAAAUGUAGAUUUUUGUGGCCAAUUAACCCUUUCUUUGUGGAUUUUGAUGUGUGCUUGGGGUUAUUGUCUUGCCGGAAGAUCCACAUGUGGCCAAGUUUCAGCCUCCUGGCAGAGGCAUACAGGUUUUUGCCAAAAUAUGCUGGUACUGGGUAAAGUUCAUGAUGCCGUUGACCUUAACAAGGGCCCCAUAACAUCAAAGAUCCACCACCAUAUUUCACAGUAGAUAUUGGGUUAUUUUCUGCUCAUGCAUUCUCAUUUCAACGCCAAUCCCACCACUUAUGUGCGUGGCCAAAGAGCAUCCUACAAAUGUAAACACCUGGAGUUUGCUAAACGGCAUUAGCACUUGGAUUGGAACCGGUGCUUUGGACAGAUGACAUGAAAAUAAAGCUCUUUGGCCACGCACAUAAGUGGUGGGUUUGGCGUUGAAAUGAGAACCCCUACCUCUUUGAGAAAACACAUUAGUUGUUAAACAGCUGGUUGUUUUAUCAAGGGUUACCACUGUAUAUUUGUUGGUUUAUAAACAGUUUUAAACAUUGAUUUUCUUCUCGCCCCCACACUCUUUUCCCUUUGCAGAACCUCAAAGAGCAGAAGAGUAGAAUAGAUCCGUUUUCUCAAGCUCCAGCAUCCUCCUUCCAUAUCCAUACCAGCAACUUCAGUGAGGAAAAACUCUUAUCAGCUCUAAUUUACGAAACAACAGGAAAUAGGACAACCUGACUUACUACUCUCUCGUAGGUAACUCAUUGUUAAUGCAGGACGACUCUAAAAAGACAGCUGAAGUCUCUAUAGACUUCCGCGCCAGUCAACAGCUGCAGCUCAUCAAUAAACAGGUAUUACCUCCUCUUGAUUAUGUGGCGUUAAAGUGAUGGUGACAAUAAUAACAAUUGCAUUUAAAGCUUGACACACAGUCCGCUUGAAAUACAAACGCUUUUAUUGACUUGUUUCUGGAUUCAUGUGUAAAUCAAUAAUACUGGUUGUUGCUAAAUAAUUGGCAUUCAUGCUAAGUGGUCUAACUCAUGUGGUGUGUGUUUGUACAGGACUCUUACAUCCAGAGCCGUGCAGACACCAUGCAGAACAUAGAGACCACCAUUGUAGAGCUGGGCUCUAUAUUCCAGCAGCUGGCCCACAUGGUGAAGGAGCAGGAAGAGACUGUGCAGAGGUGAGGGAGAAAUGGGAAGAUGACAGAGAGACUGAGAUUAUCAAGCUGCUGGUAGAGAUGCUUUGUCCCUGAUAUGACAUAGUUGUUCUGGUGUUUUGUUGAGAUCAUAUAUCUAACUAUGAUCAGAUGGGGCGUGGUAAGCAGGCUAAUGAAACCUCUCACUCAUUGUCCUCCCCUUUUCCCAUCCUCUUUCCUGCAGAAUUGACGCCAAUGUGGACACCCAGCUCAACGUAGAUACGGCACAUUCAGAGAUCCUCAAGUACUUUCUGUCUGUCUCAUCCAACCGCUGGCUCAUGGUCAAAAUCUUCAUCGUCUUUGUGGUCUUCUUUGCCUGA
This is a messenger RNA of Coregonus sp. 'balchen', 3702 nucleotides long. NCBI's taxonomy places the organism in Eukaryota, Metazoa, Chordata, Actinopteri, Salmoniformes, Salmonidae. The record is from the annotation of a GenBank genome assembly.